Messenger RNA from Macrobrachium nipponense, 1845 nucleotides. Its product is annotated as serine protease inhibitor dipetalogastin-like. The transcript is spliced from 10 exons. Lineage: Eukaryota; Metazoa; Arthropoda; Malacostraca; Decapoda; Palaemonidae. The coding region runs from base 1 to 1332 and encodes 443 amino acids. Gene Ontology annotation, molecular function: protein binding. The record is from RefSeq and is a predicted model, not a curated record.
AUGUUAGCUAGCGUCAGGAAGUCCGUGGUUUCGUACGCUAAGGCAACUGAGCCGGUAUCUACACCAGUAAAAGGCAUGAGCUCAAGGGAAUUGAAGUAUUCAAGUAGUACCAAGCACACCAAGAUCCCUCCAGCCAGCUCUGACCUUCAGCGAGAAAUUUGGAGUCAGGUGCAAACCACAACUGGUCAAGAUGAACAGAAAGACAAAGUUGGCACCCUUCCUCCUGGUCAUGGUGGCUACGGUGCAGGCGCAGCAACCUGGUGCGCUCCAGUAGCAUCACAUGCCCGGAUAACUGCCCUGAUUUCGUCCGGCCGUGUGUGGCACCAACAAACAUCGCCUACAGGAACGAGUGCCACCUGCAGCUGGCUGCCUGCAAUUCCAACGUCAGGAAAAAGGAAUGACGGACCUUGUGCCACAGCUGAAACACGAGAUUGUGAUCGCACGUGCCCAACAUCUUAUCAGCCUUUCUGCGCCACAAAUGGCGUGACUUACGACAACAGAUGCAAGCUCGCCGUCGCAACCUGCUUGAAUUCAGACAUCAAAGAACGUUACGAGGGAGUGUGUCCUGAGUCUGCAAACAGCGGAGCUGGUGCCCGGCCGGCCAUUCAGACGAGCAGCAAUGGUGCCCGUCCUUCCAUCGGCCAGGCAGUUCGCCCGGUCGUGCAGACCCUGUCAGACUCCUCCAGGCCAGCUGCCGCUCCAGCCCCAGUUGUGAACACCCAGCAGCCUCCCAGGAACUGCGAAGAGAACUGUACUCCUGGCUUCAGACCAGUGUGUGGCACCGACAACCAAGUGUACGGAAAUGAUUGCUUGCUGCGGAUAGCCAUUUGCAAAAACCCCAGGCUUGGAAAGCAGAAUGAUGGUGUCUGCACCAAAGACUGUAACCUCGUCUGCCCUCUGGAGAUCAAUUACGUAUGUGGAAACAACAGAGUAACGUACGUGAACGACUGUGAACUGAUUGUGGCACAGUGCAAAGACCCAGCUAUUCAGAAAGUGUCAGAUGGGCAGUGUGCUGGGUUCCGCAACCCUGAAUGCUCACCCCAGAACUGCGAGCGGAUUGCUAACCCAGUCUGCGGAAGUGACGGCAGAACGUACGAGAACAUGUGCGUGUUGAGGAACCGGGCCUGCGUCGACAACUCUCUUCUGCGGCUUCAUGAUGGAUCCUGUGCCACCCAGAGAUGUGGCGAGGCCUGCCCUACAGUUGCUGACCCAGUCUGCGGUUCGGAUGGGAUUACAUACCCCAACCACUGCAUUCUGAUCAACGAGGUUUGCAGAGCGCGUAGCAAUGUAGUUAAAGCCUACGACGGACCCUGCAGAUCAGAUAGGGGUUAGGGUUAAUAUUCACGAUUUGUUCGUAUAUGUGAAUUAUAAUUUUUUGUAUAUUUUUUUUUUGUCUUACAUGUGGCUCCCAGUUUGAUAUCUGUGAUUUUGUGUUACUAGUUUUGUGAUUGUAUGUAUGUAUGUAUAUGUGCAUUAUAUAUAUGUAUAUAUAUAUGCAUAUACAUAUAGAUAUAUAAUAUGGAUACAUAAAUACAUGCAGAAGACCAAAUGUGUAUAUUAGAAGAGGGAAAUAUUAGACUUCAUAAAAUUUAUUAGUUUAAAAAAAAUUUACAUAAUACAUUCAAAUAAAAUACUGUCGUAAAUGACUUUUCAUUUCAAGUUGAUAAAGAAAAAUUGUUCUGAAGUUAGCUGAAAAAUAUAGAACUGCAUCCAGACUCAGUAUUAUAGGGUUAGUCAUUAUUACAGUUAUAAAUACAUCUGAUGAAAAUUUGAAUCAUUUACUCAAGCACAACUGUAUUUCCAAAUUUUGUAAGCACUAAUCCAAUAUAUAUAAAAAAGAAAGCA